Messenger RNA from Pelodiscus sinensis (Chinese soft-shelled turtle), 3942 nucleotides. Lineage: Eukaryota; Metazoa; Chordata; Testudines; Trionychidae. The record is from RefSeq and is a predicted model, not a curated record.
UGUCCUAUUGGGCCACUGCAAAAUGUUCAUGGCCUAAUCGUCACCUCCUUCUGAGGCCUAAGGUCAAAUGCCAAGUGCAAGAAAUGGACACCCUGUUCUGACCUGUGAGUGCGGCUGUUGCAAUUUAAGCAAGUCACCUUUUACCCCCAACACCUGGGAAGAGGAGACAUGGACGGGGGAGGAAUUGGUCCCUUCACUCAGUGUGCUUGCCAAGGAGAAAUAGGGUGGAAAUGAACUCAGUUUUGUUUGGCCGAAAUGGGUUUAGGGUGUGUAAGGUCUGCUGGAAGUGGUGUGGUUUAAGAAGGAGCUUUAAGAAAGAAAAGGGAGUAUACAUAGUAGACCAGAUUUGGAAGGGGGUUCCAGAGAAGGGCAUAAAAGAAGCUGUAUCAGUCACGCGGCUUGACUGUUUCCCAGCUAAAACUUUGCUGUACUGCAACUAUUUCUGCCUAAAGUGUGGGGGUGGUGUUUUUGUCUUCCUCCAGGAUCUCAGUCUGCCCAACGGCACUCCUGUAGAUACUUCUAGCCCAGCCUCCUCCUCCUCACUGCUCAACCGACUGCAGCUGGAUGAUGACUUGGAUGGGGAAACCAGAGACCUCUUUGUCACUGUCGACGAUCCCAAAAAGCAUGUCUGCACAAUGGAGACCUACAUCACAUAUAGGGUUACAACAAAGACCACCCGAGCAGAGUUUGACUUGCCAGAAUAUUCCGUACGCCGACGGUACCAGGACUUUGACUGGUUGAGGAAUAAGCUAGAGGAAUCUCAGCCAACACAUCUCAUUCCCCCUCUUCCUGAGAAAUUUGUGAUGAAGGGAGUCGUCGAUCGCUUUUCUGAAGAAUUUGUAGAGACGAGGAGGAAAGCGUUAGAUAAAUUCUUGAAAAGAAUUGCAGAUCAUCCAGUACUUUCUUUCAAUGAACAUUUCAAUGUGUUUCUCACCGCCAAGGAUCUUAAUGCCUAUAAAAAACAAGGAAUGGCAUUGCUCUCCAAGAUGGGAGAGUCGGUAAAAUAUGUCACAGGAGGCUAUAAACUCAGAAGUCGACCGCUGGAGUUUGCAGCCAUCGGCGACUACCUAGAUACCUUUGUUCUCAAGCUUGGGACCAUUGACAGAAUAGCACAGCGGAUUAUCAAGGAGGAAUUGGAGUACCUGGUGGAACUGCGAGAGUACGGGCCAGUUUACUCCACCUGGGGAGGGUUAGAAGGGGAGCUAGCAGAGCCCCUGGAAGGAGUGUCUGCCUGUAUUGGGAACUGCUGUACUGCGCUCGAGGAACUGAGCGAUGACAUGACCGAGGACUUCCUGCCUGUCCUCAGGGAGUACAUCUUGUACUCGGAGUCCAUGAAGAAUGUACUAAAGAAGAGAGACCAAGUUCAAGCAGAGUAUGAAGCAAAAUUGGAAGCGGUAGCCUUGAAAAAAGAAGAACGCCCCAAGGUGCCAGUGGAGGUUGAAAAAUGUCAGGACCGAGUGGAAUGCUUCAAUGCUGACCUGAAAGCUGACAUGGAGCGAUGGCAGAACAACAAGAGGCAAGAUUUCAGGCAGCUGCUUAUGGGAAUGGCAGAUAAAAACAUCCAAUAUUAUGAGAAGUGCCUUACGGCGUGGGAGUCAGUUAUACCACUACUACAAGACAAACCAGAGACCAAAUAAGAAGCUCCCUCCUAGCCCACUGUCUUCUCUACACAUGUGCACAGGACCACUAAACCUAUUGGAGCUGCAUGACGCACUACUUUGUUGAGAAAUGCCAGCCGAGCCCAGUCUGGUACACAACCAUUGAAAAGCACUUGGACUUCUUCCUUUUUUUGUUUUUGUUGAACCGGUAUGUGUCAUCUUUUGAGCUUUCUUAAUGGGACCUUCUUAAUCCAUGGAGUGAUCUUGGGCUUGUAAUAGAAAUACACAAGGAUCAAGUGGCUUCUUGAUAAAGACAACUUGCCUCUUGGUUCUGGAAGGAACUAAUGAGUGGAAUACUAAAGCAAGGACAAUAAACUCUACACUGCAAGGUGCCAAUAUGACAUCCUUAUUACCAUCCUCUUCUGUUUGUUCAAUUAGGGUGGAUGUCCACCCAUGGUCUUUUUUUUUUUUUUUUUUUUGGCGAGAAUGGCCUGAUGUUGACACUUGUUACAAAUCAGCCAACUCUCUGGAUUAAGCAGUUCGAGAGCUGAGUCUUUUGGGGGAGUUUGGGCUGAUCCUAGAUGAGAACAUCGGGACGCCUCUGCAGAAAGUGCGUGAUACAAGCCUGAACUGUGGUGCGUGAGCGUGGCAUGCUGUCUGUUCAUAGUGAAUAUCCCCUACCCACUUGUUUACUGUUGGUGAAAUGAAGUAAUGUGAGUUGGCCCAUGUGAGAGAUUUGGGGAUCCAAGGACUAGCCUAGGGGCGUUAUGCUGCAGCCUUACAAGGUCUUUGAUGGGAACAAUGGGAGCAAACACGAGUCUAUUAACAUUUUAUUCCCACUGCGAGCUCAGACAAUUCUGGGAUAGGAUUCUGUGAGCCAAGCUUUCACAACCAUAUAAGCUAAAUGGGAGCCCCUCCGAAUCUCUGUCUCUCUCUCUGACCUUAGUCAUGUAAAGCACGCCCCUGGUCGUAAGGACAGCUCUUGCUUUUUGCCUUUUUCCUUUCACAGCAGCCAGAGCCCAAAAAGUGUCAAGUGCUUGCCGACACCAAGUAUAAUUUUGCAUGUGUGAAAAUUGGCUUAAACAUGUCAAUGGCAAGUGGUAAAAGAAAUACCUUCUUUUCCCCAUUAUGUGCGUUUAGCAGUCACACUUGUCUCUGAGCAUCAUUGAAAUGUCCUCUUUAGGUAGGAUAACAGAGUUAUGCCUCGUUAUUAUGCAACCUUGUAGUCUGUGGGAUCUUUCUUUCUUAUCGAGUGUCUCUAGUUAACUGCCCUUUGUUAGUUUAGUGGCCUCAGUAGCUUCCAAAGGAAGGGGUGCUGCCAAGACUGGUUAAUGAUACUUAAAAUCUGUUAAGUCUUUGUUUGCUGCUAGACCAGCUUGUUUCCUGCCACGAACGCCAAGGUUGAAUUAUUUUGGCAAACGUCAGGGUUCUAAGAUGAGCAAAGAGCCUUUUAUUUGCUUUAAUAUCCUCUCCUUUUCUACCAAAGUUAUUGGAAUGCUAAAGAGAUCCCGGCAUCUUUCCGGCAAGUUUGUAAAAUGGAAUAGAAAUGAGAAUUUGGCAAAGACUAUGCACAGUCCAUUGAAUUUGUAGAUUGUCCCCUGCUAAAAUAAAUGCUACAAUAUAAUAUACCUGAAGUUUCUUCAGGUCGGCAUAGCCUCUGUUCAACCAUUUCUGUAUAAAUGUUGUGGCUGUUAAAUUUAUUAACGUGGGGGAAUCACUGGGCAUAGCAUUUGUCAUGUUUAAGGCAGUUCUUCUACUUGACAGUAUCACUUUCAUUGAAGUCGUUUUGUGAUUCUAAACACACAAUCCCAAUUUGUCAGCUUAAGUUUGCCUCCGGUGAGAAGUUGAAAUUGCAGUAUAGCAACAAUACUGUGUUAAUACUGUGAGGGAAAGACUUUUUUAGUAAGAAAUGAUUCUCUAGUGAUCUGAUUUCUUCCCCACUCCCCAUGUCUAUACUUUCUGUCUCCAAUUGUUGUGCUUUUUAUCAUUAAUUCACAUCAUUUAACAAAUGAAAGACAGAAAGCAGAAACACAAUAUUUCAUGUGAUGAAAUCGGAGAAUUGUGUAGUCCAUCAGAAUACAGUUUCUACUCAGUCAAAUUGGUUAAGUGCAUGAAUGUAAUUGGCUCUGAAACACCAGCAUAAACCUAGAGUCAAGUAAACUUGUCCUUGCCUUCCCCGAAUGAUCAGGAAAGAUAAAUAGGAAUUCAGAAACAACAAAAUCACUGUUCUCUCUCAGAACAAUCAGCUAUACUAUAUUUCUGCUGAGCAUGUUUUUUCUUUUUAAAGGUACUUCUCCACAGGAAAAUAUUUGAAAAAUGUAGUGGUUCUGAUUUAGAGAGAAGU